Colletotrichum karsti is the source of this 2208-nucleotide messenger RNA. RefSeq names its product molecular chaperone. The record is from RefSeq and is a predicted model, not a curated record. The transcript has a single exon. Bases 1 to 2208 code for a protein of 735 amino acids. Gene Ontology annotation, molecular function: kinase activity. Gene Ontology annotation, cellular component: extrinsic component of mitochondrial inner membrane. Lineage: Eukaryota; Fungi; Ascomycota; Sordariomycetes; Glomerellales; Glomerellaceae. Gene Ontology annotation, biological process: ubiquinone biosynthetic process.
AUGAGAUUUGCCGAUUUCGCCGUCGACCUAGCAGCGGUGCUCAGCGCAUCGCGCUCCGUCGCAUCUAAGCAUGUCGCUUUAAGAAGUCGCCAGCUUGAUAGCUUCACCAAAGCAUCCAGCCUGGCUCGACGAGCUCCUGUAGCUCCGGAGAACACCCGAACCGACCCUGUUCAUGAAGCAGAAGCUCCAGCCGAGCAAGCAGAGUCUCAAUCACCCGCAACAAAAGCACCACCGCCGCAGCCGGAAUCAAAGCCCAAUGUCACUCACAUCCCGCACACACACCCCGCCAGCUUCCAGUCUAGUGUCAACAAUGGAUCUGUCAACAAACCAGAUUCUGGUUCAGCUCUGUCUCAAUUGAGGCGAUCAAAUCCUUCGGGAUUUCCUUGGUCUGAUGCCUCGGCAUCGGAGGCAAAGCCGAAGGAGAACCGUCCUCAAGCUGGAGGCCAGGAGAGUAAGGGACCUGCAACAUCCGGUGCGCCUGUGUCAGAAGAGCUCGACGAUGUACCCCCAGAUGUGAACGUCAACAUCUUUCACAGCAGUCGUGCCGCUAGCAUGCUCGGCAAACAGGAAGAGAAACAAGCGGGCCAGGUGUUUGGAGCCCGUAAGAAGCUCAAACCGGUCGGCCUUCCCGAGUUCGUUGUCCAUGCCAAGCCGGCGCAGGAUACGCAGAAGGAGGAAUCACCAGCGGUUAAGCCGCAGUCAGAGCCCACCCCGAAAGCACAUCAGGAUGACACGGCAAGCGAGAAUACUACUCCCAAGGCUUCUACUAUCAACCCAGAGAUCGAGUCAGUCUCCCGACCUUCUCCAGUGGAAACGAAGAAGGAUGAGCCGCCGAUCGAGGCGGUUAUGGAAGCAGCUGUUGAUCAGCCUUCAUCUUCAUCUUACACAUUAAGAGAGUCCAAGGUUCCCGCCACGCGUAUCAGCAGACUUUGGAACUACGGUGGACUGGCAGCAGGAAUGAUGGGUGGUGCCAUCACCGAGAGCAUCGGCAGAGCCUUCGGUGGCAAGGGCGAGGGCUCCGUACUUCUCAGCGCCGGUAACAUGGAGAGGCUUGUGUCAAAGCUGUCCAGAAUGAGAGGCGCCGCGCUGAAGAUGGGUCAGAUGAUGAGUUUCCAGGACUCCAAGAUGCUUCCACUACCUAUUCAGGAGGUGCUGCAAAGAGUGCAGGACCGCGCCGAUUACAUGCCUUCGUACCAGAGAGAUAAAGUCCUGGUCGCGAAUCUUGGGGCCGAGUGGCGCAACCUGUUCGAGGAGUUCGAGGAGAAGCCCAUAGCCGCCGCGUCGAUUGGCCAGGUGCACCGCGCCACGCUGAAGAAUGGGCGUAAGGUCGCCGUCAAGAUUCAGUUCCCUGGAGUUGCUGACUCCAUCAACUCCGAUCUUGACAACCUCGGAAUCCUUCUGAAUGCUACCAAGCUUCUGCCGAAGGGCCUGUAUUUGAACAAGACCAUCGACAAUGCGCGACUCGAGCUCGGCUGGGAGUGCGACUACGAGAGAGAAGCGCAGUGCCUUAUCAAGUACAAGGAGCUGCUCGCCGGUGAAGAGGAUACGUUUCUGGUGCCCGAUGUUCACCUCGAAGCCUCGGGGAAGAAUGUCUUGACCAUGGACUGGAUGGAUGGCAUCGGUGUUACCAGGGUCAAGUCCUUCAACCAGCAGCAAAGAGAUUGGAUCGGCACUCAGAUCCUGCGCCUUUGCCUGAGAGAAAUCACCGAGUUCAAGUUCAUGCAGACGGAUCCCAACUGGACAAACUUCCUUUACAACGCCAAGACCAAUAAGCUCGAGCUUCUCGAUUUCGGCGCCUCAAGAGAAUAUCCGGAUGAGUUCGUCACCCAGUAUGUUCAGCUUCUUGCAGCGGCAUCACGAACCGACUACCAAGCCGUCAAGGAACUCUCCGAGAGCCUUGGAUACUUGACCGGUCACGAGAGCAAGACCAUGGUGGAUGCUCAUGUUAAGUCGGUGCUCACUCUUGCGGAGCCGUUCCUUGGUUCGGCCCCUGAGGUCUACGACUUCCACGACCAGACCAUCACCGAGCGCGUAAAGGCUCUUAUCCCCGUCAUGCUGCGCGAGCGACUUGCCCCGCCGCCUGAGGAGACGUACAGCUUGCAUCGCAAGUUGAGUGGUGCCUUUUUGCUCUGCGCCAGACUUGGUAGCAAGGUGAGAUGCCGCGAGAUGUUCGAGGAGAGCCUGAAGAAGAAUGGUUACACUGUCUAA